Molecule: messenger RNA, 9942 nt
Organism: Bombina bombina (fire-bellied toad)
Lineage: Eukaryota; Metazoa; Chordata; Amphibia; Anura; Bombinatoridae
Gene: SNX19
Product: sorting nexin 19
Exons: 12
Coding region: 193-3024 (943 amino acids)
Cellular component (GO): intracellular membrane-bounded organelle; early endosome membrane
Molecular function (GO): phosphatidylinositol binding
Source: RefSeq, a predicted model, not a curated record
GGCAGAGCAGCAGCAUCAGUAGCUGUCAGACUAAUACCUGGGAUUAUGCACAGAACCGGGGAUCUGCACUCACAGCCGGGGACGUGACAGCCCGAGACUGCUGAGGAAUAGAGUAUCAGAGCCUGAUGCUGCUGGGAAUGUGACAGCCUGCCGACCGGUCAUAGGUGGCACACUGAGACUGAUGGUGAAAACAUGGAGGGUAUAAAAGCUGAGUGUGUUUACCAAAAAGAAUCAAACAGGAGCUGGAAAGUGCUGAUCUUGGGGGUCCUGUUGGCAUGGCUAGUUUUGGUCCACCUCUUAGUUAAUGUGUGGCUGCUUCUUCUCUUCUCUGCUUUAAUGGCAGCAGUGGGAGCCUGGCUUGGACCACAUGCUAUACUUGGGAGUGGAACCACAGUUCAUCUUGAGAGGUUUAUUGCAUUGGAACGAAACAAGGUGCCUCCAGAUGCAGAGGGGCACUUAGAUAAAGAAAUCAGACAGACCAUAGAAAAGAUCAUCCAAGAUUUUGUCUCAUCCUGGUACCGUCGGCUUAGCCAUGAGACAGCUUUUGAGGAUGAACUUAGAGGGGUCAUGUGGGACCUUGCCAUGGAGCUUAAAGAAAGAGUGAAAUGUGCAGACCGUGAAGAUCUGACUCGAAAAUUGCUCAUUUUAGGUGGUUGUCACCUUCAGUGCUAUAAAUGGGCGAAAGCACGUGUUGAAGGAAUUGACAGCAGUACUGAGAAAGAAUCGCGAUUAUGGGAUGCUUACCAAGAACUUAGCCCUGUGCACCAAGCUCUUGCCAGCUCUUCUGUAGAAGUCAACCAUGCCAGAUGGUUAGUAGAACUUCUUCUAAAAGAAUUGGUGCCAGCACCACAUUUGGAGAGCCGUACUGGAAGACACUUAGUUGUAGAGCUCAUUGCUUGUAAUGUUGUGUUACCACUAGUAGGAAAGAUGUCCGAACCAGACUGGAUCAACAUGAUUCUAACCAACAUAUUUUCUAAAACUCCUCUAAAAGUAGAAGAGGAUAAAAAUGAGACUCCAGUUCAGCCAGUAGCACCAAAAACACUUUCUCUGGCUAUAAACCAAGAACAAGCUCCACAACUGGUUGUCCUGCCCUCCCCAUUGGUAUCUAGCUUCUCCAGUUAUGAUGUGAUAGAAAGUGUAGAUUUAGAGCAGGACAGUGAACCUGGGUCUAGAGAUGGACUGGAUGGCAUUGAGGAGAUGGAGUCAAGCAAAAACAAACUUGAUGUUUUCUCUGUACAUUACUUACAGCCUCCAGCAUCCAGCAGUCCUUUCUUCCUCUGUGAGGAAUCUGAACUUGAGUCACCCAUUUCAGAUUUGGGACGAGAAACUGACCCUCCUCUCAUGAACUCUUCUGAUGACCUCCUUUCUGACUGCUGUUUGGACUCCCUGACUCCUGCUGAGAGCCCUGUAGUUGCCCCUCAUGAAGAAAGUGCAGGAGGCAUAUUAAAUGAUGCGUGUUUACCGCAUCCAGGUGGAACCCUCCACCGCCCUGAAAUUCUUAUAGAGUCCACAGAACUGACAUCAGAAUUUACUAAUACCCCACCUACAGACAAGGAAGGCUUCAGCCCAAUAGAGCCUGCUCCUUUAAUCACAUCAUCCCCAACUGUUCCUCUUCAUCCUUUUAGCUUUGUGCCUAUUAACAGUCCAGAUGGACCUGUGCUAAUCCAAAACCUCAGAAUUACUGGAACCAUCACCGCCCGUGAGCACAGUGGGACAGGAUCCCAUCCAUAUACACUGUACACCAUCAAGUAUGAUACAGCGCUGGAUAGUCAGUCUCUUGGGACUUUGCAACCCAUGGCAUACCAUACUGUCAACCGCAGGUACCGUGAGUUCCUCAACCUACAGACGCGCCUGGAAGAGAAGGCUGAACUACGCAAGUUUGUAAAACAUAUUAAAGGUCCAAAGAAGUUGUUUCCUGAUCUUCCUUUUGGAAAUAUGGACAGUGAUAAGGUUGAGGCACGAAAGAGCCUCCUGGAGUCAUUUUUAAGGCAACUAUGCGCUGUGCCUGAGAUCGCCUGCAGUGAGGAGGUGCAGGAAUUCCUAGCUCUGAACACUGAUGCUCGUAUUGCAUUUGUUAAGAAACCAUUUCUUGUUUCCAGAAUUGAUAAGAUUGUUGUAAACGCUAUUGUGGACACUCUGAAAACAGCGUUCCCGCGAUCUGAACCACAGAGUCCCACCGAUGAGCUGAGCGAAAAUGAGGUGGACGGCAAAUCUCAGAAUGACAGUAAAAAAAGUGCUAAGUCACGUCUUCGAUUUCCUUCUAGUAAGAUUGCGCCAGUGCUGAGCUCAUCUGAUACACAGGAGAAGAUUGUAUACUCUGUGAGAGAAGGAAGCACGGUUUCGGAAACCCUGUCAGUGGCAGGCAUGGAAUCCUUCAUCCAAAAGCAGGAGAAGAUGCUGAAAGAGACAAUUCAUGAGAGGACACGCUCUCCCAAGGAGCCCAGUGUGAGACAUUCGCAUACACACCAACCCCACAAAAUAGGUCUGGAAGGUGGUCUAUCAGCCGUGGCUUUAGAAGUGCUGUGGUUGGCAAUGAGGGACCAUUGGAGCUGGCUGUGCACAGAUAACAUGCAGAAACUUACACAUUUACUGUGCGGCAGCCUCAUCCAGAGGUGGUUGGAGGUGCAAGUUGGCAACUUAACCAGCAUGCAGCGCUGGUCACUCUACCUCCGUCUACUGCAGCAGGCUAUAUGGCCUGGAGGUGCACUUCGAACACAGCCUCGACCAAUCAGGACUCAGGAACAGAAAGAUAUGGCUCGUGCGCAUGCGCUACAAAGCCUUGUGGGCAUUUUACCUGAUUUGGUGCAGGAGCUCCUAGGAGUUCAGAAAUGUCAACAAGUUUGGCAUUCAGUGUUGGACUCUCUCCAGCAUCCUCAGAUUAACAGGCAUCUGCUCUACUGCAUAUGGGAUAUUCUUCUGGAAAGCGUCAUCUCUGAAACCUCUUUAGAGAUCAAGGUCAACCCCACACCCCCCUCUCCAUAUUUGGAUUCACGCAGAAAAGAGAUCUGGCAGCGAGGAAGUUAAUAGGGCAGUAGUAGUUGAAGAUUAAUUGAUCAGAAAAUGAACAGUGCUGCUUCACCUGAAAUACAGCGAGUUUUAAUGCACCUUCUGCAGAGCAGACAUUGAAGCUGUUACCUCCUUGCACAGUGUUGAAUGCAGACAACUUUCCACUUUAGCUUGACCAGACUAAACCCAACUGCUGUCAGUUCACAUGAUCGCUCAGCUUCUGGGAUAUGUGUUUUAAAGGUUUUUAUCUGAAAUGAACGGAUAAAGGAAGAUCUAAAUGUCACAUCUUCAGUAUCCUCCGCUCAACAUAAUGGAUUUACCAAGCAUUAUAAUUUUGUCCGUUUUGUCUAAUAAUCCAGUAGCUGCACAACUAGACGCAAGUUCAAAUGUGCAAAAUAACUCACACAGAGUAGAAUAUAUAUAUUUACGACAAUGUACAUGUUGUUAUGCUGUAUUCAAACAUACGAUAUGUAGACACACACACAUAGCACAUGCAUAUUAUGUCAGCUGUUCACAAGAAAAUAGCAAAAAUUGUAGACUCUAAACUUAAAGUGGUAUUUAUAAAACGGUUAUUGCAUAUAGGGAUACAUUACUUCUAAACAUACAGAUACAUUCACAUUACUGGAGUUCUCAAAUGAACUACAUAUCACAUACUGUAGAUGUUAUAUAGUCAGUUCAUGAUAAUUCAGGCAUUUUUUUAUUUAUUUAUUGAAGGUAGAAAUAUUUCUGUUGCACCGCACUCCACCUAUACAGUGCAGAGUUUGGAGGUGUUAUGAUGCCAGUAUAUUUGUUACUUGUUGAUGUGAUAUAUUUUACCUUGUUUGUCUGUCUGGUACAUUGCGUGUUUUCUCUACAGAAUUGUCAGAAUUCUUAGUCAAUAUAUGGUGUUUAUGUUGAAUGUACUAAGGAAUGUUUAGUGAUUGGCUGUGUACCUGGCUCCAAAAAUGGCAAGGGGCCCUAUAAAAUUGUGCUUUUAAUUUAUUGUUUUAUGAUGAGUAACUUUAGCUUAACUCUGCGAUUCUUGUGUCUUCCUUACAGGAGUAACUUUUGCUUAAGUGUCUAGACCUUAUGUUGCAUAUUCCUUGUAGGUUCUUAACCCUGUCUUUGCCUUGUGUGCUGCACAUUCUUGUUGGUCCUCAAACGUGUUAUUGUUUCGUAUGAUGCACCGUCCUUGUAGGUUUCCAAAGCUGUCAUUGUUCUUUAUAAUGCUUAUUCCUAGUAGCUCCCUAUCCCUGUCAUUGUCACGUGUGCUGCAUAUUAUUGUAGGUCCCCCCAAACCCUGUCAUUCCUUAUAAUGUACAGGCCUUGUAGGUAAUUUCCUUUUGUGAUGCACAUUCCUUUUAGGUCCCCAAACUUGUCAUUGUCCCUUAUGAUGCACCGUACUUGUAGGUUUCCAAAUCUGUUAUUUUUCUUUGUGAUGCUAAUUCCUAGUAUCUCCCUAGCCCUGUCAUUGUCUCUUUUACUGGACGUUCAUUGUAGAUCCACUACCCUGUCAACUAACCUUGUGCUGCAUGUUCCUUGAAGUUCCACAGUCCUGUCAUGUUCCUUGUGUUGCACUUUCCAUGUAGGUCCCCUACCCUGUCACCAUCUCUUGUGCUGCAUGUUCUUUGUAAGUCCCCUACCCUGUCACCUAACCUUGUGCUGCAUGUUCCUUAAAGUUCCACAGUCUUCUCAUGUCAGAUUUGUCAUGUCCCUUAUGCUGCAUGUUCCCUGUAGGUCCACUGUCCUGUGUGCUGCAUGUUCCUACCUGUCACCUACCCUGUCACCUAACCUUGUGCUGCAUGUUCCUUAAAGUUCCACAGUCUUGUCAUGUCAGUCUUGUCAUGUCCCUUAUGCUGCAUGUUCCCUGUAGGUCCACUGUCCUGUGUGCUGCAUGUUCCUUGUAGUUCCACAGUCUUGUCAUGUCUCUUGUGUUGCUCAUUCCUUCUAGGUGGCCAGCUCUGUCACCAUCUCUUGUGCUGCAUGUUCUUUGUAGGUCCCCUACCUUGUCACCUAACCUUGUGCUGCAUGUUCCUUAAAGUUCCACAGUCUUGUCAUGUCAGUCUUGUCAUGUCCCUUAUGCUGCAUGUUCCCUGUAGGUCCACUGUCCUGUGUGCUGCAUGUUCCUUGUAGUUCCACAGUCUUGUCAUGUCUCUUGUGUUGCUCAUUCCUUCUAGGUGGCCAGCCCUGUCACCAUCCCUUGUGCUGCAUGUUCCUUGAAGUUCCACAGUCCUGUUAUGUCUCUUGUAUUGCACAUUCCUUGUGGGUCCCCUGCUGUCACCUUCCCUUGUGCUGUAGGUUCCUUGAAGUUACACAAUCUUGUCAUGUCUCUUGUGUUGCACAUUCCUUCUAGGUGGCCAGCCCUGUCACCAUCCCUUGUUCUGCAUUUUCCUUGAAGUUCCACAAUCCUGUUAUGACCCUUGUGUUGCACAUUCAUUGUAGGUCCCCUGCAGUCACCAUCUCUUGUGCUGUAGCUUCCUUAAAGUUCCACUCUUGUCAUGUCUCUUGUGUUGCACAUUCCUUCUAGGUGGACAGCCCUGUCACCAUCCCUUGUGCUGUAUGUUCCUUGAAGUUCCACAGUCCUGUUAUGUCCCUUGUGUUGCACAUUCCUCGUAGGUCCCCUGCUGUCACCUUCCCUUGUGCUGCAUGUUCCUUGUAGUUUCACAGUUUUGUCUUGUCUCUUGUGUUGCUCAUUCCUUCUAGGUGGCCAUCCCUGUCACCAUCCCUUGUGCUGCAUUUUCCUUGAAGUUCCACAAUCCUGUUAUGUCUCUUGUGUUGCACAUUCAUUGUAGGUCCCCGGCAGUCACCAUCUCUUGUGCUGUAGGUUCCUUAAAGUUCCAGUCUUGUCAUGUCGCUUGUGUUGCACAUUCCUUCUAGGUGGCCAGCCCUGUCACCAUCCCUUGUGCUGCAUGUUCCUUGAAGUUCCACAGUCCUGUUAUGUCCCUUGUGUUGCACAUUCCUUAUAGGUCCCCUGCUGUUACCUUCCCUUGUGCUGCAUGUUCUUUGUAGUUCCACAGUCUUGUCAUGUCUCUUGUGUUGCUCAUUCCUUCUAGGUGGCCAGCCCUGUCACCAUACCUUGUGCUGCAUGUUCCUUGAAGUUCCACAGUCCUGUUAUGUCUCUUGUGUUGCACAUUCCUUGUAGGUCCCCUGCUGUCACCUUCCCUUGUGCUGUAGGUUCCUUGAAGUUCCCAGUCUUGCCAUGUCUCUUGUGUUGCACAUUCCUUCUAGGUGGCCAGCCCUGUCACUAUCCCUUGUGCUGCAUUUUCCUUGAAAUUCCACAAUCCUGUUAUGUCCUUUGUGUUGCACAUUCAUUGUAGGUCCCCUGCAGUCACAAUCUCUUGUGCUGUAGGUUCCUUAAAGUCCCAGUCUUGUCAUGUCUCUUGUGUUGCACAUUCCUUCUAGGUGGCCAGCCCUGUCACCAUCCCUUGUGCAGCAUGUUUCUUGAAGUUCCACAGUCCUGUUAUAUCCCUUGUGUUGCACAUUCCUUGUAGGUCCCCUGCUGUUACCUUCCCUUGUGCUGUAGGUUCUUUGAAGUUCCACAGUCUUGUCAUGUCUCUUGUGUUGCUCAUUCCUUCUAGGUGGCCAGCCCUGUCACCAUACCUUGUGCUGCAUGUUCCUUGAAGUUCCACAGUCCUGUUAUGUCUCUUGUGUUGCACAUUCCUUGUAGGUCCCCUGCUGUCACCUUCCCUUGUGCUGUAGGUUCCUUGAAGUUCCCAGUCUUGCCAUGUCUCUUGUGUUGCACAUUCCUUCUAGGUGGCCAGCCCUGUCACUAUCCCUUGUGCUGCAUUUUCCUUGAAAUUCCACAAUCCUGUUAUGUCCUUUGUGUUGCACAUUCAUUGUAGGUCCCCUGCAGUCACAAUCUCUUGUGCUGUAGGUUCCUUAAAGUUCCAGUCUUGCCAUGUCUCUUGUGUUGCACAUUCCUUCUAGGUGGCCAGCCCUGUCACCAUCCCUUGUGCAGCAUGUUCCUUGAAGUUCCACAGUCCUGUUAUGUCCCUUGUGUUGCACAUUCCUUGUAGGUCCCCUGCUGUUACCUUCCCUUGUGCUGUAGGUUCCUUGAAGUUUCACAGUCUUGUCAUGUCUCUUGUGUUGCUUAUUCCUUCUAGAUGGCCAGCCCUGUCACCAUUCAUUAUGCUGCAUGUUCCUUGAAGUUCCACUGUCCUGUCAUGUCCCUUUGUGCUAUAUAUUCCUUGCAGGUCACUCUCUCUUGUGCUGCACAUUUCUUGUAUGUCCAUAGUCCUGUAACUUUUACUGGGCAUUUCUUCCAGGUCACUGUCCAUUACGCUACAUACUCCUUUCAAGUCACCAUCCCUUGAGCUGUAUAUUCUUUGCAGGUCCCCAACCCUCUUACCAUCCUUUGUGAUGCCCAUUCCUUUUAGAUCCAUGGCCCUAACAUCAUCCCUUGUGUUAAACAUUCCCUGUAGUUCCCCAGUCCUUUCACUGUCCCUUCUGCUACUAAUUUCUUCCACCAUACCAUGUGCUGUAAGUUCUGUCCAAGUCCCAGGUCCUUCCCUGUUCCUGACACAAUCAUUUAUGCUGUACAUUGCUUCCAGGUUCCCCUUCCUAUAAUUGUACUGAGCCCUGCACAUUUUUUCCAGGUCCUUGUCACUUCCAAGGCCAUUGUCCUGUCACUGUCCUUUCUGUUACACACUGCCUUUCUUUUUCUUUCCCUUACAAGUGAUACACUCAAUAAACUGCUCUUUGGUUCUGACGUUGUUUGUGAUCUACUGUAAGAAUAAUUCCAUUAGAGACAAACUUAAUAAGCCCAAAGUUUUAUUUCCCAAAAUAUUCAGUGAAUUGUCUGUUUCAGAAUCCUUUGAAGCUUUUACCAAAAAAAAACUGUAGGGCUUUUUAUGCCACCAGCUAAAUAAAGUGAGCCAGGAGAAAUGAUUGUGAACUUUAAAGUAUUGCUUUUUUCACUGAACAUUAAGCUGUGUUUGGUUAUAGCUUUGUUUUCUGAUCAUGGAAGCCCACAUCUCCAUUAAAAAACAUGAAAAGUUAACAAUUCUACAUGUUUCUUAACUUAUAGAUGUAUUUAGGGAUAUAUAUGAAUGUUGUAGUUAGUGAUUUUGCUACCUUCCUGUAAUCAUAUGCCCAUUCUUUUCUAGGGUUGCUGUAUUUGUUAAUUAUAUACAGAUUUCAAACUUUAAAUUCAUUCAUCUCACAAACUAGAUGUUCUGCAGAUCACAUUCCUCUUACAGCAUUAUCAGUGUUACACGUAGCGUGUCCAUAAAUAUCUUGCAGGUACAUUCAUGUGAAAAGAGCAAUAAACUACAAGUUCUUAGUUUCGAUUUUAAUAUACAUUGCUAUAAAAAUACUACAUUUUACUCUUAGGUUUUAAACCUUUCAACUAAAUGCCAAAAACAGUACAGUUAUUUACAUGACAACUGUAUAUGUAGAACACCUAAAUUUAUUUUAUGGUGCUUCAACGAAUGGAAGAUGGUCAAUCAUAUUUUAAAUAUAAAUACACUUGAUGGCUUGGAGCCCAAAUUUUUCCAGUUUUCAUGGAGAAAAUUUUACUGUGACGUGAUUCAGACUUUUAUCCUGUUGUCGUCCAUUUAUAUAGUUGUCCAUUAUGAACAGAGGUAUACACUGUGUGCCUACUGCUAGGGUAAUGGCCACCUUGUUACUGGUUUUAAAAUUGUGUUUUCCCCUCUUCAUUGUAUUAUCAAAAUGACUGUGCACAAACGGGUGGGUAAGACUUGGCAUCCUCCUUGCAAUAAGAAAAGACCUAGGACUUAAUUGUGGCUACAGUCCUGUCCAAUCUCAGAACAUCCCAAUGUUUAUGAUCACUCUUACCUCAAACUACCUGUUAAUAUAGGAAAUAAAUAUCACUUGGUUCUUCAUUUUAUUCUCACCUUUUCCAUACAGGAGACUUUCCAUAUUGAUGUCACAGGACAUUUGAUAUUUUUUUAUUUGUAUAACACCUGUUUCAAAGUUUUUAUAUGUUCGUUUGAAAGUUUCCAAGGAACAGGAACAGAGGAACUGACCUGGAAUCCAUUUAAUCUUGUGUGACCAGUUGUUUUUAGAAGGUUUCUGUGAAUAUUUAGCUCUUUGCUGAUCUAAGAAGUAGAUCCAUAUAUUUUGUAUGAGGGAUGAGUGAGUAAUGAUUCUUCAGCUGUUAUAAGCAUCAGAAGUUUCAAUUAGAUCAUUUUUAGUACAGCUCUGUAGGAAAGUAGAGAGGUAAGGAAUAGUUUUAGCCAGCAAUAAGCAUAUUUUUCUGCUUUUUCACCCAUAUUGACCAUACCAGAAGGCAGCAAUCCUUUAUGAAUUGUUUCCUGUAAUAUUAAUAAUGAGCACGUGCUUCUUUCUUUUGUUCUGUUUCUUUACUUAAAAAUAUCCUUAAUUUAACUGUUUCAUUGCCAAAAACACAUACGUAGCAGUUAACUGCUACCUUUAUUACCACAGACAGAAGGUUAAUCAAAAGGUUAAAUUACUUUUGCAUGGCACUCACAUUUCAGCAAUUUAACCCUUGUGCAAUAUAAAGAGAGAUACGCCCUUUACAAUUCAGCCAGCAGCGCUGUAUGGUAGUAGGAGAAUGAGGGUUAGCAAGGCUUACAAAUCCUGACCCCAGACCCAAUUGUACUGUUCCCGGACACACUACUAGUCUUUCUCUUUGUCAUUUCUCAUUCACACAUUUGUCCUUCUGUUUCUUGCCCAUGUAAAUAUAUAUCACGCCUAUCUCUGUGUUGUAGCUUGCGUGUUGCGCUGUUAUUUACAUUUGAAUGUGCUGUAAUGGCGGGGACUCUAUAAAGCUGCCAUGCUAAAAAACAAUGGCACUGAUUGCUGGCCAAGUGAGCCAGGUGUGCAGCACUGUGUAUACUAGGGGUUUCUUUUUAUCUGCAUUGUCUGACAGAGCAAAACAGAUUGUAAGUUCUUUUGAGCAAGUUCAAUAUUUAUUUUACUUAUGUAAAAAAAAAUGAUUAAGCUAAUGUACUCAGAAUAAAGUUUUAAGCUCAA